UUUGCACUCAACACGUUCCCAGAUUAACACUACUUUGGUAGCAAAGUAGAAUCCAAUGGCAUCCCAAAUUGAAAGCCACCGCGUCGGCGCAGAGGUCGUCAACGGAGACGCCAUCUGCAGGAAGAAGUCUGUCGAGCUGCUGGAAGUGCUAGGCCUCCCCAAGGGCCUCCUGCCGCUCGAGGAUAUCGAGGAGUUCGGGUACAACCGCGCGACGGGGUUCAUGUGGCUGGUGCAGAGGAAGAAGAAGGUCGAGCACACCUUCAAGAAGAUCAAGCAGACCGUGUCAUACGCCAAUGAGGUGACGGCGUUCGUCGAGAAGGGUAAGCUGAAGAAGAUCGCCGGCGUCAAGACCAAGGAGUUGAUGCUGUGGCUUAGUGUUGUCGAGGUCUAUAUUGCCGAGUCCUCACCGGAGAAGGUCACCUUCAAAACCGGCACUGGCCUCUCCGAUAGCUUCGAUGCCACUGCAUUUGCUCUCGGGGAGUAAGGAGUCACCGAGCAGGAUAGAAAUAAUGCCAGGCGCAUAACUAUACUAUGUUAACGCUAAUACAAUUAUGUAUGAAUCUUGAGUCUCUCUAUCUUCCUUCUGUAAACGCUUUUCCUUCCGUAAUUGCUUUUUUUGCCAUUGUUCACAUGGUUAGUAGAUAAACAAUUUGUCUUGCGCAAUUGCGUGCUAG
Phragmites australis (common reed) is the source of this 674-nucleotide messenger RNA. RefSeq lists its product as uncharacterized. The transcript has a single exon. Lineage: Eukaryota; Viridiplantae; Streptophyta; Magnoliopsida; Poales; Poaceae. The record is from RefSeq and is a predicted model, not a curated record. Bases 56 to 484 code for a protein of 142 amino acids.